UUAUCCACAACAUCGUCAGCCUUCUGAAGCUCGACAAAAGUACAGUCCCUAUGAUGAAGUAGUUAGGCUUCUUCAUCGAUCUCCCUACAUGAGCCCCUCACCAGUCUAUGCGUCUGCUCACCAGCCAUCUCCACGUUACAGUAGUUUUGAAGAAUUAAAAAACAUCAUACGAGCAGAGAGAGCCCAAGAGCAGCAGCAGCAACAGCAGCAGCUGCAAGAACAACAACAACAACAACAAAUGCCUGUCAGAUCUCAGAUAGUGGGAAGUGAUUCUGACUAUUACAUCUCUGAGGACUCAGAAUUUCCAAAUGACGAAUAUCGUAUCAGUAGCUAUGAGAGUAGCGGUAACGCUCAGAACAUAAUGCCACCUAUGAUCUACGGAGUACCAAAUGAAGCAAUGUAUUCAGACUCUCUGCCACCUAAGAUGUACAGAGCUGAAGAUCAGUUUUUAGUGGGUUCUCAGACCAAUGAUCAUAUGUAUAAUGAUCGUUCACAGGAGUAUAUCGAUGAAGAGUAAUCUUGUGGCGUACGACAUUUUGCAUCCCAAGAAGAGAUUUCCCGUAGUAUUAAAUUUCUAAUUAUCAAUGUAAUACAAGAAAAAACUUUUCCAGUAUCAGAACUGUUUCUAAUUUCUAUGGAAAUGUUUAAAAACAUGCUGAAGUAAAUACAUAUAUGUCCUUCCAAGUAUGAUGUAAUUAAUUUAUACACAUUAUACUAAAAUGACAAUAAACUUAUUAUGUAAGCAGAUGGCAAUUUUGUGACAGUAGAUAAUCAUGUAACUGGUUAAAGGUAGAUUUGUUGGACAGUCUGCUACCACUAUGAAAACAAAGUACUCUAUAUUUUCAUUUCAUAUUAAUAUCAGUCACUCAAAUACAGUGAUUAUACCACUAUAACCUAAUGCGAAAGACAUUCAAACCAUAUUAUUUAAUUAUAUGUAAGUUACCAACACAAAAAUGUU
Molecule: messenger RNA, 958 nt
Organism: Schistocerca cancellata (South American locust)
Lineage: Eukaryota; Metazoa; Arthropoda; Insecta; Orthoptera; Acrididae
Exons: 2
Coding region: 89-517 (142 amino acids)
Source: RefSeq, a predicted model, not a curated record